Messenger RNA from Closterium sp. NIES-67, 2659 nucleotides. The record is from the annotation of a GenBank genome assembly. Lineage: Eukaryota; Viridiplantae; Streptophyta; Zygnematophyceae; Desmidiales; Closteriaceae.
UGUCUUGUGACUCGCACCAACAGACAGUCAUGGCAGGGUGGCAUUGCUUCGUCAUUCUCCUCGCAGCGCUCGUUCUCUCGUUCUCUUCGACGACUGCCCCGCCUGCCGCUGCUGCCGUCACUCUCGAUCCCUCGCAAGCGGCGGUGCUGGCGGAGUGUCAGAAAAAGUGGGGGCCGAAGGCGCAGCUGACCGGGUGGAGCAAGGGGGGGGAUUGCGCCCAGGUGAAGGGCGUGCGCUGCGAUGCCGCUGGCUUCAUUGUCUCCAUAAACGUCACUUAUCGGCCUCUCUUUGGUCCCCUUCCAGAUGCAGUGGGGAGCCUCACAACACUCACGGAACUGACGCUUACAAAAACAGGACUUUACGGCUCAAUCCCGUCGUCCCUGUUCGGUCUCACCAACCUCGUCACAUUAGAUCUCUAUGGCAAUUGGCUGUUUGGGCCCAUUCCAACAGCCAUUGGUGGCCUUGCUGCGCUCUCACACCUAGAUCUCAGUUGGAAUUGGCUGACAGGCUCCAUUCCAUCAGCUAUUGGUGGCCUUGUUUCCCUCUCAUUCCUGGACCUAAGCAAGAACACCCGCAUCAACGGAACCAUUCCCCUGGAGAUGGAAAGCCUCACCAACCUCAGAUCCUUAGCUCUCAGCUUUAUGGGUUUAACGGGUCCCUUUCCAUCCUGGAUAUCUGGUCGCACUACACUCACCUACAUAGACGUUGUUGGCAACAGGUUUGUUGGAAGCAUUCCAGAGUCCAUUGGCAGUGCCAUCAACCUCAAAGUCUUCUCUGUGUGGCACAAUCAGCUCACAGGCAGCAUUCCAGAGUCCUUCGGCAGCCUCACCAAACUCAACAGCGUGGAUUUGUCUAAUAACCUGUUUGUUGGUACCAUCCCGGAGGGCAUUGGCAACAUGAAGUAUAUAACCUCAUUAACGGAGGACCUCUCUAACAACCUUUUGACCGGCACAAUCCCCAGUAGCCUGUCUCGUCUCACUGACCUGCAAGAGCUGUUCCUAAAUGAGAACAAGCUGAAUGAGUCCCUUCCUGCCUGGAUUGCAAUGUUUUCCAACAUUGUAGCACUUGAUGUCAGUGGGAACGAGUUGUCCGGGCCUCUACCUGCCGCUCUUGGCAGUUUGACGGGUCUCAGCUUUCUCGACAUCUCAUCCUCUGGUCUCACGUGUCCUCCAGAUACUGCCAGCUGUGUGGUUCGCCAAUCCAAUGAAAGCGCCUUUUGCUCAAAGUGCAAGAGCUUUUGUGACACAUGUACAUCAGAUGAAGCAGCCCUGUCACCUCGGCCAGCACCCCCGGCACCUCCUUCCUCGCCCUCGUCCUCUUCCCACUACGACCUGUCCAUUGGAGCUGUCAUCGGCAUUGUGGCGGGAGCCAUCUUCGUCCUGCUUGUCUUGCUCGGUUCUGCUUGGUGGACUGUUGGACGGCGCAAAGCAUCUGAUGGAGGUCACAUCCUUAUAUUAUCGUCAGUCCCCAGCUUGCAAAAUGCACCCACACUGUGCCAGAAGUACCCCCUGGCUGUUGUCGUUCGCGCCACAGGCAACUGGUCCAAGGACAAGCUACUUGGGUCGGGGUCGUUCGGAGACGUGUAUCGCGGGGUGUGCCCUGAUGAUGGCACCACGCUGUGGGCAGUGAAGCGAGCCAAAUUCAUCAGCGCUGACUUCCACAGAGAGGUGGCUCAGAUGGCCACGAAGCACCAUCCUAAUUUGGUGCGGCUGCUGGGGUUCGCAGUGGGUGGGGAUGUGAACACACGGGUGGAGAAUGUUCUCAUCUACGAGUUCAUUCCCAAUGGUGACCUGCAGAGGUGGAUUGGCCAAGAUGCCCCCACGAGUCUGACUCUGCAGCAGCGGGUAGACAUUCUCAUAGGGGCUGCACGUGGCUUGGAGUAUCUUCACAGCUUCGGCAUUGUCCAUCGCGACAUCAAGCCGGCCAACAUCCUCAUCGAUGCCGACAUGCAGGCUAAGGUGGCAGACUUUGGACUGGUGCGUGUGGGAGAGGGCACUGCAAUGGGCUACACGCGAGUGCUUGGAACAGCAGGCUAUGUGGACCCCGCUUACUCCAGAACACACAACGCCACCACCGCGGCUGAUGUUUACAGCUUUGGCAUUCUAAUGCUGGUGAUGCUGUCAGGCAGAGGAGCCACAAUCAAUGAAAUCAACCUGCGCAAUGAAUCAGACAACCCUGGCGACCGAUCACCAAUUUCCAUUUCCAAAUGGGCAACUCAUCUCAUGGCUAAUGAAAUGACAUCACUUCUUGGGGACCCCAGCUUGGCAGCACCUGAUGACAUCAUCAAGCGCAUUACCCAGCUGGCUGUGAGCUGCACUGCUAUGCCCACUGCCUCCCGCCCCUCCAUGCUUCGAGUGGUCCAAGACUUGGAGGCUUUGAGGGAGGAAGUGGGAGGCGGGGAUGCGAGGGCGAGAGUGUCGGCAAGGAUUGAUGCGAUGUUGGUGAGCCAGGAGUCUAGGAGAAGUAUGGAGGAGGAUCUUGCGUUGGUGGCAGAGCAGUUCGCUGACACGGGCACAGUUAUAGCUAGGGUCCCGAGCCAUCCGGAGAGCACUGACUCCAGUGCAAUGGCAGAUGAAGGGGUCUCCUGAUUACCGUAAUCCCCUGUACAUAACACCCUAUGGUGUAUAUAAAAAUUCACUAAAAAAAUGACUGGGUGUUA